UGAUUUUAACGAGUGGCUUUUGCCUUGAGACUUUUGAGUGGAUGCCAUUUUUUCUUUGUUAUUGUUAAAUCAUGAAAAGUGACAUUAACUGAAGCAAGAGAGGCCUGCAGUUCUUUAGAUGUUGUUCUGGGUUCUUUUCUUUCAUAACCACCUGUCACGGUCUGAGGCUGCAGACGGUGUGGCUUAUAAGGACCCAAAUGCAGACACUAAAAGAGUAACUAGACCUUUUAACAAAAUGUUCACCCUUUAUUUUGGGUGCUAAAAAACAUGAAAACCUAAACUGGGAAAGUUAAACAAUCAGAAACCUGGAGUGCAAGGGAGCAUGGAGACACAGGGAAGGAUUGCAGAUGAUCUGACGAUGAACACAGGGAAACUCACACAAUCUAUACACAUAGAUGAAGAGGGUGAUGAGGGAAGUGGAAACACACCGGGAUGAAUAGACAUGACACAGGAGGAAGCAAAACUGAACAAAAUGAAUAUGGGACACGAGACUGUCAAAAUAAAAUGGGAAACAAACUAAGAUGCAGACUAGAUGCACGGAUUAACACUGGGACCUGGGGGGGAGGAACAGACAUGGGAACAUGGAAACAGAAACGGGAGGCAAAACACAAAGACAUGUCUAGGACCCAGGGAGCAAGGGACAAAAGAGGCUUUUUAAAGCUUUCCAAACUGAUAGAUAUCAUAUAGGUAAUUCAUGAUUUAACAUGAUUUCUCUUUUUUCCUUCAAUAAAUUAUUUUUAGGAAGUGCAACUAUGGUAUGAAUUUCAAAAUCCUAAGUGGCUUCCUCCUUGAGUUAUAAGAUUCACAAACUUCAAAUCAAAUUGUGGAGCAUUAUCCAUUUACAAAGAUGUAUUAAGUCUUUUUUAAAUACAUCUUUCUCUGCAGUGGUUCCCACAGUGUCUCUCCUCCAGAAGACUCCCUUCGCUCUAGUCACCUGCCACGCUACAGGUUUCUAUCCUAAUACAGCCAUGAUGUUCUGGAGGAAGGAUGGAGUGGAGAUCCAAGACCAUGUGGAGAAAGGACAGAUUCUCCACAACCAUGACGGGACCUUCCAGUUAAGUGUUAACAUGAACGCUUCAUCAGUGCCAUCUGAAGACUGGACGAGCUACAGCUGUGUGUUCCAGUUCUCUGGUGUGGAGGACAACAUCAUCACCAAACUGAAUAAAUCAACGAUCAGGACCAAUUGGGAAAGGCGUGCUGACACGAAGAUAACCAUCACUGCUGUUGUGGUUGUUCUUGUUCUUCUCAUCCUCGUUGCUGCAGUUGGAUUUGUUGUUUACAAAAAGAAGAAAUGUGAGGGCUCUAAAGGAGCUCCUAACAACCUCUCUGAACUGUCUGAGAGACUGAAUCCAGAGACCACAUAAACCUGCACACAGAGAUUGCUUCACUUUUAAACAGUAAAAAUCACAGGAAAAAGUUUCAAAGCAGUGUUUCCACUUCAUUGUAUUUCAGGUAUUUAGAUUUUCUGAAAUGCCCCAAAUUGUUAACAUUCUUUUAUUCUGUUAUUUAUUACUGACAUGCCCCCACAGGCAGAGAAGUGCAGGCAGAUCAGAAGAUAUUCAAGUGAACCCGAUCUGAGAUGUGCUAACCACAUAAGUUAAACAUAACACUGUAACCACAAACCCUCCUAAAACACUGUAAACCUAGAAAACCUAAUGAACUGCACUUGUCAGUGAGCGGUUAACCAGUAAAUUCAUUUCUUCUCUCCGUAAUCAAUUAAGUGCUUAGUGUGACAAAGUGGGUGAGAAGACCAUUUGUCUAUAUUCUUAGUUAACAUUCUUGUUUUGCUUUAACCAUAUUUCACAUGUAAUCUGCAAUAGGCAAACAUCUACUAUCCCGGGUUUGUCUAUGUUUUGCACUUUUACAGAUUAUAUAAUAUAACAUCUUGGU
Haplochromis burtoni (Burton's mouthbrooder) is the source of this 1890-nucleotide messenger RNA. RefSeq names its product major histocompatibility complex class I-related gene protein. Bases 969 to 1364 code for a protein of 131 amino acids. Lineage: Eukaryota; Metazoa; Chordata; Actinopteri; Cichliformes; Cichlidae. The transcript has 4 exons. The record is from RefSeq and is a predicted model, not a curated record. Gene Ontology annotation, cellular component: external side of plasma membrane. Gene Ontology annotation, biological process: immune response.